AGGAAGGACUGAAAGAAAGGAGGGAAGGGGAAAGGAAAGAAAGGUGGAAGAGAGGGAGGAGGAGGGGUAAAGAAAGAGGAGGAGGAGGAGGAGGGGGCCCAGUCCUCCUUUGGGCGGGCUCCUGAUGCAGCAGCGUUUGGCGUCGAGGAGGACGAGGGCCCUGAGGGGACAGGAGCCCAGGAUGGGGCGCCGCUUCCUCGCUCCCCCUUCCUCCCCCGAAGCCUGGCUGCUGCUCGGGGGCCUGGCCUAGCCCUCCGGGAGGGAAGAUUGGCAAUGGCAAUGGCGGCGUCCGGCAGCAGCAGCAGCAGCAGCAGCCCCGUGGGCGCCAAGAGGAGCGCCGGCCCUCCUGCUCGGCCCUUCCCUCCGCAGAUGGACCCCCGGCGGAGGCAGGCAGCGCUCUCCUUCCUCAGCAACAUCUCCCUGGACGGGAGGCCGGUGCUGCUGCCGGAGGAGGAGGAGGAGGAGGAGAAGGAGAAGGAGGGCGAGCGGGAAAGGCACGCCGUCCUCCCUUCUCCCCCUCCGCUGCCUCAGCCACAGGAUGGGGCCUCCGACCCUCCUCUCGGGGAGCAGGAGGAGCAGGAGGACGACGAAGACGCCUUCGCCAGCCCUGGGCAAGCGGCGACGGCGGGCCUCGGCCUCCCCUUCCCUCUCCCCCCUCCAUCCUCUGGUUCCUGCUCUGCUACUCCUUCUAGUAGGGGCCGCCUCAACUCCUUCUCUCAGGGAAUCCUCAGCCCCGUCCCCUCCGCCUCCGCCUCCUUCGCCCGGGCAGCGCCCCCCCAGGGCUAUGGCUGCCUCGAACAGGGACAGGGGGCCCCCGCAGCCACCGCCGCCUUCGAGCUCCAGAGGUCCAGGUGAGUGGAGGGCAAGGGUCCUCAGCCCCUUCAGAGGGGAAGAGGGGAAGGACUCCGUUGGGGCAGUGAGCGAAAACCGCUCUGCACAUGCUCAGAGGCACUGCUCCUGGCUGUGGGGGCACUCCCUUUAAGGCCUGGGUAGGGUUCUGGGGUAAGGGAUCAGCUCCAGCCCUGUUGGGGUUGUGAGGUUACCACUCUGCACAUGCUCAGAGGCACUGUCUGCAGGGGUACUUCCACUAAGGCCUGGCCAAGGUUCUGGGGUUAGAGAUGUUAUGGGAUUGCCACAGAAAGGAUGUUGUGUGGUAGUGAGAGGGAAAUCACUCUGCACAUGCUCAGAGGCACUCCUGUCUGUGGGGAUAUUUUCAAGGUCUGGCUAAGGUUCUGGGGUCAGAAGCCAGGGCCAGGUGAUCUCAAAUCCAGCCCUUUGUCAACCCUGUUGGGGUUGUGAGAUUGCCGCAGACGUAUGUGGUGUGGCAGUGAGGGAGAAUCACUCUACACAUGCUCAGAGACACUCCUCCUGUCUGUGGGAGUAUUUCCAUUAAGGCUUGGGGUCAGAGAUCAGGAGCGGAAGAGAGCUCAUGCCCAGUCCUUUGUGAAACAGGGUCCAACCCUGUUAGACUAAUGUUUAUUUAUAUAGCGCCAUAAAUUUCCUAGCAUCCUAGAGUUGGAAGAGACCGCAAGGGCCCCCCAGUCCAACCCUAUUCUGCCA
This is a messenger RNA of Sceloporus undulatus (fence lizard), 1560 nucleotides long. RefSeq names its product CDK5 and ABL1 enzyme substrate 1-like. NCBI's taxonomy places the organism in Eukaryota, Metazoa, Chordata, Lepidosauria, Squamata, Phrynosomatidae. The record is from RefSeq and is a predicted model, not a curated record. Bases 274 to 855 code for a protein of 193 amino acids. The transcript has a single exon.